This is a messenger RNA of Dromiciops gliroides (monito del monte), 2875 nucleotides long. It is a transcript of the gene HYAL3, whose product is annotated as hyaluronidase 3. The transcript is spliced from 4 exons. Gene Ontology annotation, molecular function: hyalurononglucosaminidase activity. Gene Ontology annotation, biological process: carbohydrate metabolic process; hyaluronan catabolic process. Gene Ontology annotation, cellular component: acrosomal vesicle. The record is from RefSeq and is a predicted model, not a curated record. Bases 741 to 1988 code for a protein of 415 amino acids. NCBI's taxonomy places the organism in Eukaryota, Metazoa, Chordata, Mammalia, Microbiotheria, Microbiotheriidae.
CGUCCUCCCCGUCUGUGUGUCUGUGUGUCUGUGUGUCCGUGUGUCCGUGUGUCCUUCCUCCGCCUUCCCGCCCCACGUGCCCGGCUGGGCACCGUGCCCGGUUGGGCACCCUCCCCUCCCUCUGUCCGUGUGUCCGUCCGCCCGCCCGCCCCACGUGACCGGCUGGGCGCCCUCCCUCUGUCUGUUUGUCUGUACUGCAGAGGGAUUUGCCUUACUUCCCUGCAGGCACCAUAGGGUCCUUCAGGGAAGGCCAGGCCCAGCCUUCCCAUUUUAUAAAGGGGGAAACAGGCAUAAAAGGGUUUGAAGAAGUUCUGGGACCCAGGUCGCAGGGAAGAAAGGCUUGGGAACAUUGCCCCAGCACCCAGGAAGAGAUAAAUGGGAAGACCAGCACCCCUCCCCCCCCCUUCCCCUACUCAGUCUUGUCCUGGUCCUGAUAGGAAGAUUUCGGGAGGGGGUGGGGAAGAAUAGAGAAUCAGGUGGAAGCUGGACGGGGCUCUGCUUCUUAGCCCCCCCACCUCACCCCCAGCACUGAAGGGGUUAAGCAUGUCUGGGUUACCCCCAUCCCUGUGGGGACAGGAAACAGCUGAAGCUUCCUUCUUCAUGAAGGGGUGCAGACCCAGCAGAGGAGCAGGCACUGGUCCCCGGAGGCAGCCCAGGAGAGGUAGCUCACAUUCCUUCCCCUGGGUCCCUCUCUCUCCCUUGGUCUCUGGAAAGAGGGUCUCUUCCUGCUGGGCCCAGCUAUGAAUGGGGGCUGCUGUCUGGUGGCCUGGGCUGCCCUAUGCCUGGUGGGUGGGAGGGCGACCUCCUGGCAUCUGGGCCGACCCUUUGCUGCAGUGUGGAAUGUGCCCACAGCCCGAUGCCAAACCCACUUUGGCCAGCCCCUGCCCUUGGAGCCCUUUGGCAUCGUGCACAACCAGGCCCAGCGCUUCCGAGGCCAGAAUGUCACCAUAUUCUACAAGAACCAGUUUGGCCUUUACCCCUACCUGGGGCCAGGGGGUGUCGCCAACCACGGAGGUGUCCCCCAGGCUGUGCCCCUGCGCAGGCACCUCGCCCUGGCUGCCCGCCAGAUCUCUGGCCUCAUGCACAAGGGCUUCAGAGGCUUAGCUGUACUUGACUGGGAAGAGUGGCACCCACUUUGGAACCGGAACUGGGGGCCUCGCCAGGCCUACCGUAAGGCAUCGUGGGCCUGGGCACAGCAGCAAUGGCCAGGUCUGCCUCCUAAGCAGCAGUGCCUAAGGGCUCGGGCAGCCUUUGAGCAGGCUGCUCGGGCACUGAUGGAGGGCACCCUGCAGCUGGGGCAAGCGCUUCGUCCCAGGGGGCUGUGGGGUUUCUAUCGCUUCCCUCUCUGCCGAAGCCCCUGGCGGGGCAGGCACAAUUACACCGGAAAGUGCCAGCUGGCAGACAAGGCCUACAAUGACCAGCUGCGCUGGCUUUGGGAAGCCUCUAGUGCCCUCUUCCCCAGCAUCUACCUUCCACGUGGCCUGCCCCGGGCCUAUCGAAAGAGCUAUGCAAGGCACCGGCUGGAAGAGGCUUUCCGAGUGGCACGCUUUGGGCACCCACGUCCUCUGCCCGUGCUAGCCUACACCCGCCUCACUCACCUCAGCUCUGGGCAGUUUCUGUCCCAGAAUGACCUGAUUCAGACCAUUGGUGUGAGUGUGGCCCUGGGGGUAGAAGGUGUGGUGCUCUGGGGCGACCUCUCUAUUUCCAGUUCUGAGGAGCGGUGCAGGCUUCUCCAGAGCUACCUGUCAACCACCUUGGGCCCCUACUUAAGCAAUGUGACGAGGGCUGCCUGGGCCUGCAGCCAGCAGCUGUGCCAUGGCAAUGGGCGCUGUGCCCGACGGGAGCCCAGCAAUGAUGACAUCUUCUUGAACUUGGAACCAACAGUUGCCCUCAGGGAAGACCCUGCCAAAUGGAGUCACUUCCGAUGCCUCUGCUACCCAGGCUGGGCAGGCACUGCCUGCAAGAUUCCUGUCCCUGGCACAGAAUGAAGGGGUAUCUUUGAGCCCCGUCCCCAGAGGAUUCCCGAUUGUGGGGACCAAGCUAUGAGCCACCUCUAUGUGUCCUUGCCUUCUGAGCUUCCUUAAGUUGUUCCCACUGGCCUUUCAUUCUUCCAGACUCCAAAAAGACUGGUUCUGGGGGCCUUUUCCUGCCUGUUUCCUAAAACUCCCCCUUCUUCUACAUGGCCUGGAAGUGUUCCCUUCUGUUUCUUUACUGUGCCUGAAAGCCCUGGGUUUAGGAACUCAAUUUUUGACUUCGACUAAAUUCCUUCCCCUUUCAAUGCCUCAUAGUCCUCAUUUUUUUUUUUCCUGAGUCAGAGAGACAGACACAGAGACAGAGAGAGACUUGAAGUUCAAGCUGGUGGGACCUCAAAAAAGAAAACCCUAAUUUUAUAGAUGAAGAGUCUGAGACCCAGAGAGAAAAAGGGAUUGACCAAAGUCAGCUAGUUUUGCAGAAUCAGGAUUUGAACCUGGGUCCUCUGAUUCCAAAUCUAACAUUUUUUCCCACUACACUGCAAAAUGAGGGGAUUGAACCAAAUGAUCUAUAAGUUUCUCUCCAGCUGUAAAUACUAAAAAAAAAACCAACCCUCUGGGUUCAAUGUAAUGUUUGGUCUAGGCUUUAAAAAAGAGCCCUAUUCUCUGGCUUUGGCUGGCACCCACAGUGCAGCUACAUCCUGGAUAUCCCUGUGGCCUUGAGUCACCUUCCUCGAACCUUACAGCCCUGGAUUCAAGUACUUGGGCACAAGGGACAUGAACUGGCAUUGGUGGGUCUGAACAUCUACCCAUAUACCCCUGGAUACGGUGUUUGUGGUAUAUGCUUUGUCUUGGUCUGUAGUUUCAUUCCACAGUUAGGUGGGAUCAUAAAAUCAUUUUUCCUU